GGGCCGCGGCCGCGCGUCCUCCUCUCCUCUCCUCCUCCUCCUCCUCUUCUCCUCCUCCUCCUGCUGCUGCCCCUGCUCCUCCUCCUCCUGCCCCUCCUGCUCCGCUCGGCCGGGCAAGAAGGUGAUGAUGGCUUUGGGGACGCUCUUGAGGAAGCCGCCGCUGCCGCCGGGCAGUUGUAGAGCCUUCUGGGGAUGGCUGAAUGCCGUGUUCAACAAGGUGGACCACGAGCGCAUCCGAGCCGUGGGCCCCGACCGGGCGGCCUCGGAGUGGCUGCUGCGCUGCGGGGCCCUGGUCAGGUACCAGGGCUCGCCCAAGUGGCAGCAGGACUACAAUGGGCUUCCCACGGGGCCCCUGGGCAAGUACAAGAUCGAAGCCAUCGACGCCACCGACUCCUGCAUCAUGUACAGGGGAUUUGACUAUCUGGAUGGCCUGGAGCACGUUACGGAUAUCAAGCUGGAGAAGUGCAUGUACAUCCAGGACGAGUGUCUGCAGAGGCUCAGCGAGACCAACAACCUCCAGAAGAGCCUGCAGCAGCUGAAGAUCAUUUCCUGUGGGAAUGUCACAGACAAAGGCGUCCUUGCACUCCACAAGCUGACGAACCUGGAAUAUUUGUAUUUGAGUGACCUUCCUGGGAUCAGAGAGAAAGAAACGACCUUCCGUGUCCUUCAGCAGGCGCUGCCCAACCUGGAGCUGGAGCUGGAUUUGGAAUAAACACAGCAGCACGUAACUGAGAUGUAUGUGAUUUCCUAGGAUUCAUCUUACGUUGCAUAAAUGAAGUUGUAGACACCACUGUAUUUCCAGUAAGCCCAGCUCUCCCAGUCCAGCCUCAAAGGUGUAUGUGACCUUUUAAGAAAUCAUGCAAUUAAUUUUUAUUAAGCUUAAACUCAGUGGUGGAUCAACAACAGACAGGGCAGGCCUCUGCACACAGGCAUCUGUUUCCUGUUUUUCUAGGAAGCUCUGAACUCCUCAGUUAGAAGUUUUCGGUAUUUUAUUGCACAGAAGCAAAGUGCAGAGUGGCAGUGGGGGGAACGUCGGGGUGUGUGGUGUUGGUGCUGUUCCCUCUGGGAGAAUCACGCCCAGUGGGUGGGUGCUGAUUUAAUAAAAGAGGUUCUGGGUCUUUUUUGUGUUCUUCA
Molecule: messenger RNA, 1134 nt
Organism: Vidua chalybeata
Lineage: Eukaryota; Metazoa; Chordata; Aves; Passeriformes; Viduidae
Gene: DMAC2L
Product: distal membrane arm assembly component 2 like
Exons: 5
Coding region: 125-712 (195 amino acids)
Source: RefSeq, a predicted model, not a curated record